Tinamus guttatus (white-throated tinamou) is the source of this 809-nucleotide messenger RNA. Lineage: Eukaryota; Metazoa; Chordata; Aves; Tinamiformes; Tinamidae. The record is from RefSeq and is a predicted model, not a curated record.
AUGGCUGGACACGGCUGCCCCGGGCACCUCUGCAGCCCCCUCGGUGCCGGGAGCAGCUCGCUGCGGCCUCAGAGCUCUGCAGCGCUCAGAAUAUUGCAUGCUAAAAGAACCUUUCAUGCAAGUCAGCAGUGCUCGGCUCCUCUCCCACCUCUGCCUGAGAAACCAGGACAAGUGCGCUUUGGUUUGAUCCCUGAGGAGUUCUUCCAGUUUCUCUACCCUAAAACAGGAGUCACAGGACCUUAUAUGCUGGGAACUGGUCUCCUGCUUUACUUACUUUCUAAAGAAAUCUACGUAAUUAACCAUGAGACUGUUGCAGGUGCCUGCAUAUUGUCAAUCUUGAUUUAUGGUGUUAAAAAAUAUGGGCCUGUUGUAGCAGCUUUUGCUGACAAACUUAAUGAGGAGAAAGUUGCUUCAGCUUUAGCUGUGAAGAACGAUGCAAUUAAAAGUCUUGAGACUGCAAUUGAAGAGGAGAAGAAAGAACAGUGGAGGGUUGAGGGCCGUAGUUACCUCUUUGAUGCCAAGCGGAAUAAUAUUGCAAUGUUGCUAGAAGCCAACUACCGAGAAAGGCUGCUGACCGUGUACAACGAAGUAAAGAAGAGGUUGGACUAUCAAGUGGCUAUGCAGCAUUUGAAACGUCAGAAGGAACAAGAUCACAUGAUUCAGUGGGUGGAGAAAAAUGUUGUUCAGAGCAUCACACCUCAGCAGCAAAAGGAGAGUAUUGCAAAGUGCAUCGUAGACCUGAAAGCGUUAUCGAAGAGCGCUCACGUGACAGCGUAACCACGUAACAUCUGGUUCCAUAGACUUGUUUU